AUGGGUCCUGUUCUGAUGAUGGUGAUUUUUCAAGGGCUGACAGUGACGUCACAUACUGCCUGCCCCUCAGAUGCUAACGAAUCAAGUAGUUCCAACUUAGAUCUUAGAGAGCAACCGUCUACUUCAACUGGUAUAUUUUACGGCGAAAUAAAUGAAGGAAGAAAGCGUAAAACUAAGUCUGAUCCAAACCAAUGGAAGAAAAAUAAAAACAAAAAAACUACGCAUGUCAGGAACAACAUCAUGGUAAAUGCAUUGUUACGCCGGCUCCACACGUUGGCCCCAAUAUUAGCCCCAACGCUACUCGUCCAACGUGUGGAUCUAGAAAAUGGCAUUGGUUCCAACGUUUGGGCGAGCGUUGGUAGUUGGCCGGCUCGUGUCGGUUUCAUUAAAGGAAUCUGCGCCAACGCUCGCGAUCUGUCCACACAUUGGCGUCUUGCUCAGUUCUGUUGCAACACGCAGCGAGUGCUCCAACGUUCGUACGAGCUCUGGGACCAACAUGUGGAGCCGGCCUUAAACGCAAGUAUUGAACACAAUGUAACUAUAACUCAGAAAUAUUUAAAGCCAGGUCACACACAAAUGGAAUGCGACUCUGUGCACGCUGCGAUCGAAAGGAAGUUAAAGAAUAGGGAAAUCCAUCUCCCCAGUGACUUCUUAACCGUUAACAAAGAAGCACGUAAGAAACCUACCCCUUAUGAAGCCAUUCGCGUAGAUCACAAUCUUGAGAAGGAUUACAGUGACAAAUCGACGUGGAGAUACGACAGCAUCCGACCAGACCGGGAAGCUGGUGAUCCAGUUGUAGUUCCAACAGCUCAAAGACGUAUUACCAAGAGACUGCCAUUUUUUCUAUGACAGCCUGCUUUACGUUUGAUCUUUUUAUGAAUUCAAUUACCUACUUCGUUUUUUUUCAUAUACCGUCGAAACCCGUAAUUUCGCCUGUUCAACCUAUCUUCGCCUAAUUUUAAUUAAGUUGGCUUUACCAACAUAUUUUUGGUAUAGGGUAUGCACAAAACAACUAAAUAGAAAGAGUUUUUUUAAGUAUGGUAAAAUUUUCCAAAUUAAUUGUAACUAACUUCACACUGAUGGUCACCAGUGCAUUUUUACCGUGAAAUGGAGGACAUGUUUUUUUUUAUGGUGUUUUUACUUUAAUUGUAAGAAGUGUUACAGUGAAGUUAAUGUUAAUGUUUUUAUUUUAUUAUGAACUACAAGUAUUUCUCUUUCAUUUGACGCUCUGAAUAAUCAUCUAAUUCACUUUUAGAAGUUUCAAUUGAAUAAAUGCUAUUGUGGGGGUACAGGUGAUUAUUUUGUUGCUGAACUUCGCCAACCAUUAGGGUGUCAAAUCCAUAAUAAAAGGGUUUUAGUACGAGUAUAUAAGUAAGUAGCUAAAAACGUAUCUCAAAAGCUGUUGCAACAGAAUAAUAUUAAUAUUCAUACAAACUAACAUUUUUUUUAAAUACACUAAACAUUUUUUCCAUUAUACCUACUUGAAACAAAGCACAAGUUACUUAGACACAUUUGAUAUCGAACUGAUUGUUGUAGAAUUACCGACAAUGCAAGCGAAGCAACGUAAUAAGCGGCCAUACACGGCAAAAUAUUCACAAGAAAUGAUCAAUGAAAGAAGCGUUAUAGAAUAAGACAAUGUCUUCGUACGAGGCAGAGAAUAUUUGUAAUACCUCGUCGGACUUUACUGGAUAAACUGCAUAAUAAACAUCUUAAGAGUCCGGGAUGUCCGACGAGACUCACCGACCAAGAGGAAGAUAAUAUAAUCAAAGUCCUAUUAGCAGCUGUGGAAUACGGCAGCCCUUUGACUCUUCUGAAUUUGCGAAUUGUUGGACAUAGAUAAUAAUUACAUAUAUUUUAUUAACUAUUCUAUUCUAUAUGCCCCUACCGUUAAAAAUAUCAUAUUAAUAAUGAAUACACAAGAUCAAAGUGGCAUUCAUUUUUCAGAUAUUUAGAGAACGGCUCAAUGAAAAAACUAAUAACAUAAGUAGUGCUUUUAAAAGUACUGGUAUUGUUUACCAUUCAACCCUGAUAAAGUAAUUAUGAAAUUACCGGAUUCAAAGAAAUUUAGAAUGACGUAUACUGUCGAUGAUGCACUAUUAGAUUGGCUGAAAGAGACACGUAAAGCAGAUCCUAAUAAAAAAGUAAGAAAAAAAAAACUAAAUAUCCCACCUGGUAAAUCUAUAUGUACAAGCGACUUUAAUAUCCUUCCUAAAACAGUAAGAAUAAAUAACAGAAAGAUAGACAAAAAUUCCAACACUAUACCACUUAAUGCUGACUUAAUUCUACAGCCAUCUUUGAUGCUUUUAAGUGCCGAUAGUCUCAAAACUUUGUGUCUCCGGAUCGUUAACAAUAACUUGGGUGAACCCGAACCAUACUCUGGUGAAAAAACUGCGCAAGUAUCAGAUGUUCAUAAUUUGUGUGAUAUUUCAAAAAAUAAUGAAAUACCAAAAUGUCUACAAACCGUCAAGCCUACAAUUAUAAUUACCUCUUAUGUCACAAUAAAAUCACAACAGUUAAAAAAAUAUCAACAGAGCAAGCAAAGAAACGCUAAUAUCCAACAGAAUAAUUAUAAAAUUACGGGGUCUGCCUUACAUAUGAAACUGAUUCCGGCACGAAAAGAAACUCUAUCCAAAAGCAGAAGAAAUAAACAAAUCAGAAGUAAUUGGUAAUAACAUUAGCAUAAAAUCUAAAACAGAAAAUGGGAAAAGAAGAUUGAUAAAAAAACAAACCAAUAAAACAAAAAAGAAGACACAAUAAUGCAAAUCUGAGAAACAAAAAAAGAAGAAAUUUAGUAGUAAUGAAUCUAGUUUUAUUUCUGACAGUGAAAUAUCUCUUGCUGAUACGGAAAACUCAGAAUAUGAAACAAUGAACGAUUUAAUUACAAGCCAGCAAGAUGAACAAGAAAACACAGAGCCAUCUAUUCCUUAUGGUAUUUCCAACAUCAAAUAUCUCUCAGAGAAUGAUAAAAAGUUAAAUACAAACUCCUAGAUUUUGGCUAAAUGUACAACAAAGAAAAGCGUUAAGCAUUUUGUUGGGAAAAUAAUAACAAUCAAAGACAACACUCCCGAAGUCAAUAAUAUCAAUUAAAGACAAAAGGAGAAAUCAUAUUUAAUAUUGAUUUGAGUAAUAAUAAUGUACAAUAAGUCCUACCAAAAUAUUUUCAUAUGACUGACUGAUUGAGACUGAUUCAAGUAUUCAGAGUAACUGAAACUAAAUAAUCUUACCUUUUUUAAUUUAAAAAAGAAAGGAUGUGUAAAAAAAUGAGUCAAAACUCAGGCGAAGUUAGGGGUUUCGACGGUACCAAAAUUUUUUUGUAAUUGUUAUAAUUAAAAGCAAAAAAAGCAAUUUUCCAAAGUAAUUAUUAUUUUAACACUAGAAGGGCCAUGGCCGUCAAUUUGACGGCAAAAUAAUUUUGAUGGCUAAUAACUUUUUGUCUGUAUUUCAGUUUGUAUUCAUAUUUAAUGACUUUUCAUAACUUAUGAUUGUAUAAGUUUUAACUUAAUAAAAAUAAAUAAAUAAUGAUUGAUAUGCGGGGUAUGCUUACUCAUACCUAAUAAGACCGGACGCCGUCAAUUUGACGGCACUUGAAUACUUUGAAGUGUUAUAAACAAAAGUUUUGUUUCUACCUUCUUAUCUUACCUAUAUAUUUAUAUGUUGUGUUUAUUGACAUGACUUACAGUUUCAACUGAUUAUUUGAAGAGAAUUGUCGUGUGUUUAUUUUAUAAUGA
This is a messenger RNA of Diatraea saccharalis (sugarcane borer), 3728 nucleotides long. Lineage: Eukaryota; Metazoa; Arthropoda; Insecta; Lepidoptera; Crambidae. The record is from the annotation of a GenBank genome assembly.